Messenger RNA from Durusdinium trenchii, 546 nucleotides. The record is from the annotation of a GenBank genome assembly. NCBI's taxonomy places the organism in Eukaryota, Dinophyceae, Suessiales, Symbiodiniaceae.
GCAGCAACCCGCCAGCAGGCGGAGACUCAGGAGGAGGAAGAGUACCGUCACCUCUCACUGACGGAACUGCACAACCACAAGAUCUCGUUUGGCACUCAGAAGAAAGGGAUGACCUUCAAGGAGGUAUGCGACUCGGAUCACCGGUAUGUGGCCUGGUUUGCCAACACGUACGGGGAUUCCACCAAGCACUCCCACAAGAAGUUCCUCCACUACGUGAACCUGUACACGGAACACUUGGAGACCCAGAACGAGGGGAAACCCAAGAGCUCAGCAUACCCAGGGACAAUGCCCAAGAGUCGUGCCCAGCCAAAAUCUGUGGUGAAGGGCAAGAUCACAUCGCCUCGGGGCGAACAGACACCUCCGACACCUCCAUCGUCGCAGAUCAGCCCUCGCAGUCCCCGCAGUCACAACGAGACGUGGGAAUUGGUUGGCGAAGAGACAGAGCAUCAGAACCAGCGCAUCAGCCAGAUCGAGAUGGCCAUGGGCCAGGUUGUUCAGCAGCUGCAAAUCCUGACCACUCAGCUGUCAGGUCGCUCGGAGCCGUGA